Messenger RNA from Cotesia congregata, 1881 nucleotides. The record is from the annotation of a GenBank genome assembly. NCBI's taxonomy places the organism in Eukaryota, Metazoa, Arthropoda, Insecta, Hymenoptera, Braconidae.
AUGACCAUGGUGGAGAAUAACCAGAUACAUGACUGUAUCAUUUAUAAUACAAUAUCACCUCUUCGGAAACAUGAUGUACACGUUGCUGGGUCCGUGGUAUUACAUGCGAUUGCACACACGCGACUAACAACUAGAUUCGAGAAAAAUUUUAUCAACAAUCAGACACCAGAAUCUUCUGAUGACGAGGAGAAGGAUUUCUGUAAUCAAAUCGAGGAUGAUCUAGAUUAUUUGAGAUCUUUGGAUCCAAAGGAUUGGAAAAAUCAAGAUCAUUAUGCUGUUCUUGGAAUUAAAAAAUUCCGACAUGAAGCCAGUGAAGAGCUCAUCAAACAAGCAUAUAAACAAAAAAUACUCAAACAUCACCCGGAUAAACGUAAAGCAAUGGGCGAAGAAGUACGAGCAGAUGACGAUUACUUUACAUGUAUAACUCGUGCUUGGGAGAUGUUAGGAAAUUCAGCUAAAAGACGUAGUUAUGACAGUGCAGAUCCUGAUUUUGAUGACAAUAUUCCAGACGAAAAAGACGCAAAAAAUAAUUUCUUCCGUACAAUGGGUCCAGCUUUUAAGUUAAAUGCCCGCUGGUCUGUUAAGCAACCUGUACCUCAGCUUGGUGACCUAGACACUCCAAGAGACAAAGUAGAACAUUUCUAUUCAUUCUGGUAUGAUUUUGACUCGUGGCGAGAGUACUCGUACCUUGAUGAAGAAGAAAAAGAGUCUGGACAAGAUCGUGAUACAAGAAAGUGGAUAGAAAAGAAGAACAAAGCUACGCGAGCAAAACGAAAGAAGGAAGAGAUGUUGCGAAUACGGUCGUUGGUUGAUAUUGCUUAUUCACAAGACCCAAGGAUCAAAAAGUUCCAGCAGGAGGAUAAAGACAGAAAGACAGCGAUGAAACGGGCUAAGCAGGAGGCUGCCAAAGCACGGCAACAAGAAGAAGAGAGAUUGGCUAGAGAAGCGGCUGAACGUGAACGGGUUGAAAGAGAAAAGCGUGAGUCCGAAGAGAAAGCACGACAGGACAUUGCUAAACAAGAGCGCGAGGCUAUGAAGAAAGCUUUGAGAAAGGAGCGCAAAGCUUUGAGAGAUAUUUGUAAGUCGAAAGAAUAUUUUGCUGAAAAUCCGACCGAGAGUAUAAAACACAUGGAAAAUGUUGAAAAAAUUUGUGAGUUAUUUAAAUUAAAUCAAUUGGAGGAAGCGACCAAGGAAUUGCAGGCUGGUGGACGUGAAGCUUUUCUGAGGAUUGUCGGAUUGACUGAAAGUAAAAUGGAAGCCGAACGUCGAGCCGGUAUUUCUAAUCAAGCGUCAGAUUCGAAAAAUGUUCUGGAGAAGCAGGUCAAGGCUCACUUAAUACCAUGGUCAGAGCACGAUCUCCAGUUGUUAAUUAAGGCUGUGAAUCUUUUUCCCGCUGGUACAAACCAACGGUGGGAGGUAGUUGCUAACUUUAUUAAUCAGCACUCAAAUAAUGGGAUCACUCGCGACGCUAAAGAGGUUUUAGCUAAGGCUAAAGAUCUUCAGUCGACAGAUUUCAGUAAGUCGAGUUUGAAGGAGCAGGCUAAUAAAAAGGCAUUUGAUAAUUUUAUUGCUGAGAAAAAAAGUAAAGAUGCCAUUGACGAAAGAAUGCCUGCAGUCACUGAGCGAUUGGAUCCACCUGUUACUAAUGGUACGUCGAGUGAAGCGAAGGCUCAGGAACAAAAAUCUCAGCAACCGUGGACUCCGGCUGAACAAAAACUUUUGGAGCAAGCACUUAAGACUUAUUCUAACGUCGCUGGUCCUGAGAGGUGGGAUCAUAUAGCUGGCUGUAUUCCAUCUAGGACUAAAAAGGACUGUAUGAGACGCUAUAAAGAACUCGUUGAACUCAUUAAGGCAAAAAAAGCAGCACAAGUUACUAAAUAA